Molecule: messenger RNA, 1621 nt
Organism: Rubroshorea leprosula
Lineage: Eukaryota; Viridiplantae; Streptophyta; Magnoliopsida; Malvales; Dipterocarpaceae
Source: the annotation of a GenBank genome assembly
GAAAAUGAAUAGGCAGAUUCCCUCUCCAAAUUUGCUUUUGAUGGCAACCAAAGCUCCAAAUCAGUCUUUAUUGAAAUUCUAGACGAGCCUAGCUUCCUAAAACCAAAAAUGAUGGAAAUCAGCACAGAUCCUAGCACAGCGAGCUGGACAGAUCCAAUUAUCUCCUUUUUACGAGAUGGAACAGUGCUUGCAGAUAAACAAGAAGAAAUGAGGUUGAGGAAGAAAGCAUCUCGGUAUACCCUUGUUAAUGAAAUUCUCUACAAGAGAUCUUUCUCACUCCCUCUACUCCGUUGCUUAAACCCUUAUGAGGCUGAAUACGCACUACGGGAGGUGCAUGAAGAUGCCACUCAGUUCGUACAGAGGUGUCAGCAAUGUCAGUUCUUCGCACAUCUAAUUCACCAACCAGCAAAAGAGCUCACUAAUCUGGUAGCACCUUGGCCAUUUGCUCAAUGGGGACUUGAUCUUCUAGGUCCAUUUAUGAAGGGGGUAAGAGGUGUAACCCAUCUGAUUGUUGGUGUGGAUUAUUUUACAAAAUGGGUUAAAGCUCGGCCAUUAUCCAAUCUUACCUCCAAAAAGGUUGAAGACUUCAUUUUCAGCUCAAUCAUCUACAGAUAUGGAAUCCUGAACCAGAUUGUGGCUGAUAAUGGAACUCAGUUCAACUGCUCCUCAUUCAGAGAUUUCUGCUCCAGUUAUGGGAUCAAAUUACAGUUCACCUUGGUGUACCACCCGGAAUCUAAUGGGAUGGUAGAAUCUGUCAACAAAGUUAUACUCGAGGGAAUAAAACCAAUGUUAGAGCUACAUAAGGCCAAGUGGGCAAACGAGCUCAACAACAUCAUCUGGGCAUACAGAACCACAAGCCGAAUUGCCACAUGUGAAACACCCUAUCACCUAGCCUUUGGUACCGAAGCAGUCAUUCCUAUCGAGAUAGGAGUCCCAAGCUUCAGGGUCACCCAUUUCGAUGAAGAACGAAAUGGACAACUACUUCGUGAGAAUCUUGAUUUGCUUGACGAAGUGGUUGAGGUGGCUCAUCCCCAACUAGCAGAGGUGGCACUUCUACUUCAGGAGGAGCUGGUUGCACUUCGUCAGAGGAAAUUGGAUGAACUUCAGGAGGCUGGACUUCAGCCGAGUCUACUUGGUUCUCAACUCCAGCAUCUCGCACUUCUUCCUCUUCCUCCACUACCACAAGCUCAGCAUCAAAGGCUAGAGGAAAGUAGUGCGUCCCUCAGCGUCACGCUUCCACCUCAGCUUAAUCAGAGGUUAGAAGUCAGCAGAAAGACUCUCAUUGUCCUCCUGCACCCCUUCUUCUUGUUCGCCGAAGGUGACCGUCAUUACGUCCACUUCGGGAUACUGAGCUUUCACCUUCUUUCUACAAUCGGUGAAUGCCAAGAUUGUAGUAGGCAGUCAAUAGAGGUUGAUGAUGCUCUCAAAGGUGCUGGAGUUGAGCAAGUUGCCAAUAUGCUCCUCCAUUCCGUUGUGAACUAGCAGAUUCACAUUCUUCUUCAGCUCCGCCACUCCUUUGUUCAUAUUCUCAAUGUAUUUGUCUUGAUCCUCAAGCUUGUCUUCUCAGAUCUUCCUCUUACACUCUUCGAAGACAAGUCUUGUGCUCAAGGUAUCUUUGUCG